Truncatella angustata is the source of this 441-nucleotide messenger RNA. RefSeq lists its product as uncharacterized. The record is from RefSeq and is a predicted model, not a curated record. The transcript has a single exon. Bases 1 to 441 code for a protein of 146 amino acids. NCBI's taxonomy places the organism in Eukaryota, Fungi, Ascomycota, Sordariomycetes, Amphisphaeriales, Sporocadaceae.
AUGGCCAAGGAAACUUCUUUGAAAAAGAAUGCUAAGGUCUCCGAGUCCGAGAAGCCUCUGCCCUUGCCUCGUCCUGGCACUUCUGGCACGGAGAACUUGCUCAUCACAAACAGGCGCCAGGCGUCAGAGCAAUACAUCAAAGCCCAGCGUGCCGAGAAGGCUUACCGAGCUAAAAAGCAUGCUACCCUUGCCCGCUAUAACUACAAUGAGACCAAGGCACAUUUCAAGGAGUCAUUCUCGCACUUUAAACAGGGUGUAAAGGGUCUGGUCUCCGUGGUCAAGGCGGUCCCGCAUCUCAUCGGCGAGAAGCGAGAGCAGAGACGCAAGCAGGCCGACACCAAGAAGCGACAGCGUGACCUCGAGAAGAAAAAGAAGCUCGACGAGGCUCUGGCUCGUCAAUCACAGGACGCUGAAGAAGACAGGUCGGACGAUGAGUUGUAA